AUGACCACACUUGAGCUGUAUACGAAGGGAGCUAGAGUAUGGAUCCCGCACGAACAAGUUAUAUGGAUUGGCGGAGAAUUAACUAAAGAUUUAAAAGAAGAUGGAAUCUUGGAGAUUGAACUCGAAGACGGAAAUGAAAUUACUCUCGAUGUUUAUAAGGGAAAACAGAGCCUUCCUCCGUUGAGAAACCCCGAAGUUCUUGUUGGAGAAAAUGAUCUUACAACCUUGAGUUACUUACAUGAACCUGCCGUGCUGUACAAUCUUCAAGUUCGUUUCCUCCAAUCCAAUGCGAUUUACACUUAUUGUGGUAUUGUUCUGGUUGCUAUCAAUCCUUACCAACAGCUUCCUCUCUAUGGACCUGACAUCAUAUCUGCGUAUAGUGGCCAAUCCAUGGGUGACAUGGACCCACAUAUUUUUGCUGUUGCUGAGGAUGCAUUCAGAGCCAUGGCCAGAGAUGGGCUGAAUCAGUCAAUCAUUGUCAGUGGUGAAAGUGGCGCUGGGAAGACAGUUAGUGCUAAGUAUGCAAUGAGGUACUUUGCAUCAGUGGGAGGGGCCUCUACAGAGACACAGAUUGAAAAGAAAGUCUUGGCAUCCAACCCUAUUAUGGAGGCCAUUGGAAAUGCUAAGACAAUACGGAAUGACAACAGUAGCCGAUUUGGAAAAUACCUCGAAAUAUCUUUUGACAAGAACUAUCACAUCAUAGCAGCCCACAUGAGAACCUACUUGCUGGAGAAAUCUCGAGUUGUAUUUCAAGCUCCUGAUGAAAGAAACUACCAUGUAUUCUAUCAACUUUGUGCUGCAUGUGAUACUCCUGAACUCAAAGAUCUUAGACUUGCACACCAAGACAACUUUUACUACUUAAACCAAGGAGAAUGUCCUUAUGUUGAUGAGGUGGAUGAUGGUGAGGGGUUUGAGGAGAUGCGAGAGGCCAUGGAUCUG
Messenger RNA from Pocillopora verrucosa, 939 nucleotides. The record is from RefSeq and is a predicted model, not a curated record. Lineage: Eukaryota; Metazoa; Cnidaria; Anthozoa; Scleractinia; Pocilloporidae.